UCCGGAUGUUGGAUCUCCCUCGGCCUAAAGUCUCACCUCACAAAACCGAAUUUCGUUUGGGGACAACAAAUCCUAGUCCUACACCUCCGCUCAGUCGCUCACUCCCCUUCUAAAUCCUGUCUCUUACACCUUCAUAAUGGCCGGAAAAGCUGCUCCCUCUUCUUCGUACGACUCCCAGGAAAUCAAUGAUUCAGUAAUCAAGCGUAAGCCUGAAAUCCAAGCUUCUGAUUGUUCUACAAUGAAGAAAACAAAACUAGAUGCCUCAGAAAAUAUGGAGGAACAGCAACCAAAAUCAAGUUGUGCAAAUGAUGCGAAAUCUGCUGGUAGUUUCGUUACCAUCGAAGCUGCUGCUGCUGAAGAUAAGGGCUCCAGGCAUACUAUGGAGGAUGCCUGGGUUGUGUUCCCUGGUGCUAAUGCUUAUGACUCCGCCAAAUUAAGAUGUGCACACUUUGCUAUAUAUGAUGGACAUGGAGGUCGGCUAGCAGCUGAAUAUGUGCGGAACCAUUUACAUUCUAACGUUCUUUCAGCAGGAUUACCACGUGAGUUGUUGGAUGUCAAAGCUGCCAAAAAGGCGAUUCUUGAAGGUUUUCGUACAACUGAUGAAGCUCUUCUUGUAGAAAGUGCAGCUGGUGGUUGGCAGGAUGGUGCUACAGCUGUAUGUGUAUGGAUACUGGGACAAACAGUUUUUGUAGCUAACAUUGGAGAUGCAAAGGCAGUGGUGGCGCGAUCUAAUAGCACUAUUGACCAGAAUGACGCAGAUGAUUUCAGUCCAUUGAGGGCCAUUGUUUUGACAAGAGAACACAAAGCUAUAUAUCCGCAAGAGCGUGCUCGAAUACAAAAGGCUGGUGGUUCCGUUAGCACCACUGGACGCUUGCAGGGUCGUCUUGAAGUUUCUAGAGCUUUUGGGGAUUGGCAAUUCAAAAAGGUGGGUGUUAUUGCAACACCACACAUCCAGUCAUUUGAUCUCACUCAAAAAGAGCAUUUCAUCAUUCUUGGCUGCGAUGGCCUUUGGGGGGUGCUUGGACCUAGUGAUGCUGUUGAUUUCGUGCACAAGCUGCUAAAAGACGGUAUACCUGUUGCUGCUGUGUGUCGCCGGCUUGUCAGAGAAGCCGUUCUUGAUCGAGGUUGCACUGAUAAUUGCACUGCUGUAAUCAUUGUUUUCAGUCGCAAGUGAGACAACGUUGAUCAUUGUUUGAGAAAGUAGGCAUACUAGUCUGGGCUGGUAAGUUUAAUGAGCUGUGGGGCAUGCCAGUAGACGCUCCCUGCAUGUCUGUCUAAAGAUAUGAACUUUUGAUAUUAUGCUGUGCAAUCUGUAUCCUGUACAAUCACUUAAAUCUUAUGGCCUCGAAUGCUGUGGUCUUGAAGUAUGUAGUUUAGUGUACUAUUAGAUAAGUGCGUUUUUAUGAUCAUAAUUUGCUGAAGUUGGCUUGCUGAA
Messenger RNA from Beta vulgaris subsp. vulgaris (sugar beet), 1435 nucleotides. Its product is annotated as probable protein phosphatase 2C 8. Gene Ontology annotation, biological process: protein dephosphorylation. The coding region runs from base 137 to 1174 and encodes 345 amino acids. The transcript is spliced from 10 exons. NCBI's taxonomy places the organism in Eukaryota, Viridiplantae, Streptophyta, Magnoliopsida, Caryophyllales, Amaranthaceae. The record is from RefSeq and is a predicted model, not a curated record. Gene Ontology annotation, molecular function: protein serine/threonine phosphatase activity.